CGUAGAAACGCCUUCCUGUUGCGCUCGCCGCCGGUUGAGUGGUGUGUUCGCGUGUGGUUCUACGUUGUUUCUAUACAUUUACCGCUAAACAUCAAUAAUGAGUAAGAAAGAAGAGGAAGAUAUCAUCCGGAUCGCAAAAAAGAUGGAUAAAAUGGCACAGAAGAAGAACGGGGCUGGUGCACUGGACUUACUAAAGGAACUAAAGAGUAUACCCAUGACCCUGGAGCUUCUGCAGUCCACGAGGAUCGGGAUGUCUGUCAAUGCCAUCCGCAAGCAGAGCACAGACGACGAAGUGACCUCACUGGCCAAGUCCUUGAUCAAGUCCUGGAAAAAAUUGCUUGAUGAACCUGCUGCAGAAAAGAACUCUGAGGAGAAAAAGAAGGAACGCACAUCUCCAGUAGUUUCACCAUCUCAAGCCAGCCCAGAACCCAUAGAGGAGAGCUCAAGCAGUAAUUCUAGCAGUAAGAGUGAGUCUGUUGAUGUAACACCCAACACGCUGAUAGCCACUUUCCCACGAGCACCAGGCACAUCUGACUCGGUCCGUAUCAAGUGCAGGGAGAUGCUGGCAAAUGCUUUGCAAACAGGAGAUGAUUACAUUGCGAUUGGUGCCGACUGCGAUGAACUUGGAGCUCAGAUCGAAGAAUGUAUCUUUUUGGAGUUCAAAAAUACUGAUAUGAAAUACAAGAAUCGUGUGAGAAGCCGAAUAUCCAAUCUUAAGGAUGCAAAGAACCCCAACCUGAGAAGGAAUGUGCUGUGUGGGAAUGUGAGUCCAGACCGCAUGGCAAAAAUGACAGCAGAGGAAAUGGCAAGUGAUGAGCUGAAGGAGAUGCGUAAGAAUCUGACCAAAGAAGCCAUCAGGGACCACCAGGUGUCCACUUCUGGGGGCACCCAGACUGACCUGUUCACUUGUGGCAAGUGCAAAAAGAAGAAGUGUACCUAUACCCAGGUUCAAACUCGAAGUGCUGAUGAACCGAUGACAACAUUCGUCUUCUGCACUGAAUGUGGAAAUAGGUGGAAGUUCUGCUGAAGUUGGGGUUUGUUCUCUGUGUUUGGAGAUGUAGCUAAAUUCCAGGACCAAGUUUCUGUAUCAUGGACAGCAAUUUAAUAGUGCACCCGAUGUAAAAAGGCCACAGUAGAUCCUAUCAACUGUUUUUGUUUUAAUGGUCCAAACUCAUGUCCAGUGUUUUAACUUGACGUAUAGCUAGGCCAUAGGCCUUUGGACUAUGAUCAAUGUUGUCAAAUUUAUGUUUUCCUUAACCAUCACUUUUUAUAUGUACUUAAACAUUUUGACAAUGUUUGACAACAUUCAUAUUUAGAUAGUUUUGCUUUGCUCUAAUGAAAGCUAGUGAAAACUAUUUAAUUUUCCUAGACAAAUUUAUUUUAUUUUAAAAUAAAAUGCUUUUAGAAUA
Molecule: messenger RNA, 1409 nt
Organism: Carassius gibelio (silver crucian carp)
Lineage: Eukaryota; Metazoa; Chordata; Actinopteri; Cypriniformes; Cyprinidae
Product: transcription elongation factor A protein 1-like
Exons: 10
Coding region: 98-1027 (309 amino acids)
Biological process (GO): positive regulation of transcription by RNA polymerase II; transcription elongation by RNA polymerase II; DNA-templated transcription
Cellular component (GO): nucleus
Molecular function (GO): nucleic acid binding; zinc ion binding
Source: RefSeq, a predicted model, not a curated record